AUGGCAGUCAAGUACGUUACCCAGCCAGCAUUUCCAGUGAAGCUCCGCAAUGCCGUCUACAAUCACUUCAUCGACCUCGAUCCUACAGUCGGCGAAGCUACCGCACUAGCGCGUUCAAGCCAGCAGAUUCGCGCUGAGUUUGGCUCGCUGUGUCUGGCAUCAGGGCACUUCGCAAUCCCUACGGAACAAGUCGACAGCUUCCUACACGUUUUCUUCCCUCGUCACUUCGACUUGGAACCGCGAGUCAAUGGUUCCCUCACCGACCUGUCGUUCGACUGGUUAGAAUCGCAAGACUGGUUGAUCGGCCUACUGGAAUUGGUCACGAUCAUGCAUCGAUACCCUCUACUCAAGAUCUCAUGGUUCAAAGAUAUCACCACGAUCAUUUCCAUUCUGGAAAGCAUGGACACUCGAAAGUUCGAAAAGAUAACAUCAGUGAAGUAUUUCAUACACUCAUUUUCUAACAACCGCUCGAAUUGCUGCGCUUACCUUUGGGUCACAUUGAAGAGGAAAACAGAUCCUUCUAGGCUGGGACUCAGCCGCAAAUACGGAAUAAUCAACGUCUGUUUUGCUUGGGAAUUAGGUUUAGACGGUGAAGAAGAGACUCCAGAAAGCUCAAGUGGGGACGAGGAUGGCUCAGACAGUGAGGAAGAGAGUUCAGACGAUGGAGAUGAUAACGAGGAUAACGAGGAUGGCGAUGAAGACGCUCCAGACAGCAGCGAAGGCGCUGUGGAAAGUAGUGGCUAG
Alternaria hordeiaustralica is the source of this 744-nucleotide messenger RNA. RefSeq lists its product as uncharacterized. The record is from RefSeq and is a predicted model, not a curated record. The coding region runs from base 1 to 744 and encodes 247 amino acids. The transcript is spliced from 2 exons. NCBI's taxonomy places the organism in Eukaryota, Fungi, Ascomycota, Dothideomycetes, Pleosporales, Pleosporaceae.